AUGCCAGCAUCAGCCCAGAAGAUCCUCAGCCAAAUCCGCCGCUCACUCCGCAACCGAAUGAUGCGCGAUGUCUUCGACGGAUACGUCCGGGACAUCCUAGCCGGCUCCCAACGCGCACCGGAGUCUGCCAGCGCCCUAGUGGAAUUCCUACGAGAUGGUCGUCCCGAGCUCGUUGUUGAGUACAAUCGUUUGGCGCGCCGGCUCAAUCGGGGCAUGAAGCCUAAUGGGAAGGAACGCAGCGCGGUACAUUUCAGAAUCAUUAACGUUCCAGGACGAGACUUGGGCGUUGCGGACCUGAGUGACAUGAGCGACGACGAGCUUGAAGAGCUUAACGCCGAGGUUACGCGGGACAUUGGACUCGUAGAUGCGUCACACCCGGCGUGUGCGAUGUUUUCGGAUGCGCAAAUGGGUCAGGCAAUUGUUGGACAAACCGAUGAAGCCGCAAAGCAACCAGUGCUUGCUGAUGCCAUAUAUCCGAGCCCCUCCUCUGGUCUCGCGUCACCCAUGUCAGCGCCUGCCCCGAGCGAGAUGCAAGAGACGUUGACUCUACCUCUUCGAUCGCCCCCCGGAAACGUUGAUAUCGAGCCACAAUCUCAGCGCCGCGCAGAGCAAGAGCCGUCGCCCGCUCGUACUCCGUCCGUGGCACCCGAAGAGGCGAAAACAUCCUCCGAUAUCACUAGGGCUGAACCACAUGAACGAGACGAAGAGAAUGGAGACACCGCGGAUUCUGAAUCGUUUGGUGGAGGAACCUGGGAGGACGGGCUCCAGGCAAUUGAGGACUUUGAUUGGAGCAGACCGGUAGACCCACCGCCCGCGUAUGUGCAGAGCUACGCGUACUGGCGGGCGCGUGGAUUGCCAGGCUAG
Molecule: messenger RNA, 864 nt
Organism: Trematosphaeria pertusa
Lineage: Eukaryota; Fungi; Ascomycota; Dothideomycetes; Pleosporales; Trematosphaeriaceae
Exons: 1
Coding region: 1-864 (287 amino acids)
Source: RefSeq, a predicted model, not a curated record